AUAAAUGCCUGUUCCGGGAGACGGCGGGAGAGAGAAGAGGCGCUCGCGGAGCCGCGCUGCACGAAUUACGGAUUAUUUCUUUGCCGGUCCUUUGGCGGGGUUAGAGCGCGACCCCAGGAUUCUUCCGUUCCGCACCGUCGGCAUCGACGCAGGAGGGUACCGGCUGGCGACGGCACAUUAACGGAUCAGGACUUUGAACUGGCAGGACAAAUGAAUACAAAUGAAUUUAGCGACCCGAAGGAGAGACCGCGGUACCUCUCACCUCCACGCGAAGAGAGCUCUACUCCUGUGUACUCUUCUGUGCUGCACUUGUUCUUCAGGACUACCACAAGCGCUGUCUGAAGAUGUGGACGUGUUACAGCGGUUGGCUCUUCGCAUUGAACAGGGUUCUCGCUCUGUCCCAUUUGGUGUCAUCCCACUUCGCUCCAGCAUCAUCCUCACAGCACGGGCACGUGUCACUGCUGCCACACGUUCAAUAUUCCCAAAGCUCUUCUCCUGGAAUACCACACUUGUGCUGAGCAUUCGCUCACAUCGUGCCAACUCUGCUUUCCUUUUCUCUGUUUUCUCUGGCUCUCGACUCCAGUUAGGCCUACAGGUUUCGCCAAAUGACCUUACACUCCAUGCUGGACCUGCCAACUCGGUCCGCUUUCCAUAUCACCUUCAUGAUGGCCGCUGGCACCACUUGGCCUUUUUGCUUGCUGGCCGGACAGUCACUCUUCUGCCUGCUUGUAAUGAUGGCAGCAGUGGAGAAACCCAAGAAUUUCCACUACCUCCACCAUUUCAGCUGGACCCCCGAAGCACCUUCCGACUGGGUGGGAGCAGUGCCCUCCUACGUGGCGUUGAACCCUUUGAGGGUGCAGUGUGCCAGUUCGAUGUGGUAUCUGCAGGACAGGUUAACUACUGCAAGGCCAUUCGCAAGGAGUGCAGAGAAAAUGAUGCGUAUAGGCCAGCACCGCCCUCUCACCUGCUGCCUUUACCCUUUACAACGGUGCGGUCAUCCCCAUCCAAUAUUACCCUUGCAGUAAUACCCACUCUAAUUCCCUUAAAACGCUUGAAUGUCUCUGUCACACCUGGUGUCAGAGCCAACCAUAACUCUAAGGGAUUACAAGCCACAGCAGCUCCUCAAAUUCCUCCAAUUCAAAUAGGACUCGAACCGCCACCAUUCCAUGAAAACUCAAACACUGCCACACUGGCACCAACUUUCAGUUCACCCAAUGUGUUGCCCCAAAAAAGCCCCAAACCGACAGCUUUCAAGCCUAAGUUGGGAAAAUCUAUCGCUGCCACAAAACCAACGGGGUUCAGAAACCCUACAGCAAAAUCUCAUGCUAAAGCUGGUACUCCAAAACUGUUACACACAAUGUUUACUGUCGGUCCAAUACCGACAGUCUCAAAUCUGCUUGAUGUGUCAAAACCGAACAGUUUAAAACACACAAGCAUAUCAAAAACCUCAAAACCCACCAGUGCUUCAAAACUUAACAGCUCAAAAUUCACAAGUGUGUCAAAACUUUCAAACGUAAAACUCAUUAGUGUAUCAAAACCUGCUAGUGUAAAACCCACAACCAUGUCAAAACCCAACAGUUCAAAACAUUUAGCUUCUAAACCAGCACCAGUAAAGCCCUCUAAACCUCCAGUUGCAAAAUCUAUAGCCAUCAAACCCAUAGUUUCAAAAGGGUCUUUUCCCAAACCCUUCCCUUCUAAACCUUUAUCAGAAACAACCAGAAAAAAAAUCCCAGCAACCCCACCUCCCUCUUCUUUUCCCCCUACUGCCAGUUCCACUAAGCAGCAAUUAAAUGUAUCGAUAUCCUUGUCCAAUAAGGUUCCAACUACCCCCAAGAAACUGAGCCCUGCACCAACUAAAAAGAUCCCAACCAGCACUCAACAGACACCUAGACAUAUGCCCGCAAUGCCCAGGACUACACCUGUCAUUCCUGUUCCAAAGACACCUACGGGCCUUCCAGUAAAACCAACAAAAAGCUCAGUGGUACAUGCUACCACAAUGGUCCCAGAGCUAUGGACAGUUCUGCCUGCUGAUGGACUUCAGGGCUGGGAUCUGGAUCCUGAACUGUUUGGUUCUCAGAUUGGACCACCGGGGCAAAAGGGAGAACUUGGACCUGUGGGAAUUCAGGGACCGCCAGGAAAACCAGGGGCACCAGGAAAACGGGGACCACAGGGACCACCUGGGCCACAUGGUAAUCCAGGAAGGCCAGGUCCCCCAGGCUUGAAGGGGAAUAAGGGUGACCCUGGACUUUCACCUGGAAUAGCCCCUAAAGGAAAGAAAGGAGAUCCUGGUAUUAUUGGUCCUGUUGGUUUAUCUGGGGCAGAGGGUCAGAAGGGUCAAAAAGGCCAUCCUGGACCACCUGGUCUCCCUGGGGAAGCAGGGGUGCAAGGGCCUGAUGGAAAUGCUGGUGCCAAAGGUUAUCCUGGCAGGCAGGGGCUUCCCGGACCCAUAGGACCUCAUGGGCCAAAAGGCGCUCGGGGUUUCAUUGGUAUUCCGGGGCUCUUUGGUUUACCAGGCCCUGAUGGUGAAAGAGGUAUUCCUGGUCCUCCAGGAAAGAGGGGCAAGAUGGGUACGCCGGGUUUUCCAGGUGAUUUCGGUGAAAGGGGUCCUCCAGGAGCUGAUGGAGAGCCUGGUGUUAUUGGUGCCACUGGCCCUCCUGGAGUACUUGGACUAAUUGGUGACAUGGGCCCAGCUGGUGUCGUUGGUUUACCAGGACUCAUUGGACUAAAGGGUGUUGCUGGGAACAUGGGCGAGCCCGGACUGAAAGGUGAUAAGGGUGAAAUUGGGCUUCCUGGACAGCAAGGGGAGAUUGGUUUCUCUGGAGACAAGGGAAUUCAGGGUUUGCCAGGGUUGCCAGGUCCUCGUGGAAAACCUGGACCUCAGGGUAGAAUAGGAGAGAGAGGGCCUGAUGGGGUGCCUGGCCCACCAGGUCCUGAGGGUUUCCCUGGUGACAUUGGACCACCUGGACAAAAUGGGCCUGAGGGACCAAAGGGUGCACCUGGAGCGAGGGGGUUACCAGGACCUCGCGGAGUUGCAGGACGAGAGGGAGAUGAAGGCCCAGUUGGACUACCUGGACCAACAGGACUAGAGGGUAUUCUGGGCAAAAAAGGAUUUCCUGGCAAGUUUGGGCCUGAAGGAAUUAAGGGGGAACAAGGAGACACAGGGAAGGCUGGUCCGAUGGGAGAGAGAGGUUUGGUUGGCUUUGUGGGGCCAGUUGGUGAACCUGGACUGGCAGGAGAAAAGGGUGAUCGAGGAACGACAGGACUGCCAGGACCACCAGGUGAAAAAGGAUCUGCUGGGCAUCCAGGGACUCCUGGAGAGGCUGGACCUCCUGGACCACCAGGUUUACCAGGUGCUCCUGGAUCACAAGGCCCUGCUGGCAUUCGAGGCGUUAAGGGAAGAAGGGGCCCACGAGGGCCAGAUGGUCCCACUGGUGAGGCUGGCACUGAAGGCAAACAGGGUGCUGUUGGUCCCCCUGGAAAAGUCGGGGUUCCUGGAGAGCAGGGGAAGAUUGGCGAACUGGGAGAGACAGGACCAAAAGGAUUUCCGGGAAUCCAGGGGCCUUCCGGUGCUCCAGGAGAAAAAGGGAUUGCAGGGGAACCCGGACCCACGGGGAUACCAGGAACAAUAGGCCCUCUUGGAAACAUUGGACCAAAGGGUCCACCAGGAAAAGUGGGAGACAUAGGAGUCCCUGGUGAACCAGGAGAGAAGGGUGCAGUGGGAGCUGAAGGGAAUGCCGGCGCUCCAGGCCUCAUUGGGCCCAGGGGAGAGCCAGGUUUGGAGGGUGAACAUGGUCCUGCAGGUCCUGAUGGUGCCAAGGGUGAAAAAGGUGACAUGGGGCCAGAGGGUGAGUCUGGUGCAAGGGGUGACCCAGGGAUCAAAGGCAAAGAUGGGCCACCAGGUGAUCCUGGACUCACUGGAGUCAGAGGUCCUGAAGGGAAGACUGGGAAAAUGGGUGAAAUAGGGAAGCCUGGCCUCAAGGGCGCGAAGGGCCACAUGGGACACCUGGGUGUGACGGGAACAGCGGGGAAACUAGGACCAGUUGGAACCACUGGACCAAAAGGAUCAAGAGGCACUGUUGGACCUACGGGUGCUCCAGGCCGGAUGGGACAACAGGGCGAUCCAGGUCUAGCAGGUUAUGAGGGUCACCGUGGGCCACAGGGUCCUAUAGGGUCUCCAGGACCAAAAGGUUUAAAGGGGGAACAGGGAGAUGAUGGGAAACUGACAGGUCCUCCUGGUUCCCCUGGGCUUCAAGGUCGUAUCGGUGACAGAGGUGACCGAGGAGAACCAGGAGAUUCAGGAUACCCAGGUCAGCAGGGGGUGGAUGGACUUCGAGGCAAAGCUGGUGCACCUGGAUUACCUGGUCACCCUGGUCCUCGUGGUCAACAGGGUCCCAAAGGAUCAAAAGGAGAGCAGGGUCAAAAGGGUAAACAGGGUCAGCAAGGAGAACGUGGAAGUAGAGGAUCACCAGGUGUGGUUGGCUUGCCAGGCCCGAAGGGUGUGAUAGGUCGAGAAGGCCGGGAGGGCAUUCCGGGAGUGGAUGGCAUUCCCGGGAAGGACGGAAUUAAAGGAAUACCAGGUGAUCAAGGAGAUGAUGGAGAGUUUGGGCCUCCAGGGAAAUCUGGAGCAAGGGGGAAAAUCGGUGUUCCAGGUUUACCAGGACAUCAGGGUUCGUUUGGACCAAAGGGUGAACGAGGUCUCCCAGGUCAUACUGGCCCUUCAGGGAAAAGAGGAUUUAAAGGAGGAAUGGGGCUGCCAGGAGCUCAGGGAGAUCCAGGACCCAAAGGACAGCCAGGAGAUGUUGGAGAACCUGGAUUUCCAGGGAUUCUAGGAAUAUUUGGUCCCAAGGGGCCUCCAGGAGACUUUGGGCCAAAAGGUGUUAGUGGACCUAAAGGGCCCCCUGGACAAAUGGGUAAAAGAGGAGUGACCGGUCCUGUUGGUAUAAUCGGUCCAGGUGGCAGCCCUGGUCCUAGAGGAGAUUCUGGUAGCAGAGGAGAAAUGGGUGUUCGAGGGCCGAGGGGUGCUCCUGGACGUCGAGGACCUCCUGGACCACCAGGACCUCCCAGAAUACCAAAAUCCUUUCAACAGGAUGACAACGGUGGAACUUUGUCUGAGUUGGUCAGUUCACAUACUGCUUUUAAAACCAAGGUGGCAGAUCUAAUGGAUUCUCCCAUGGAGCGAGCUCCAGAGAUCUUACAGACUCUGCAUUAUCUGAGUUUGCUAGUUCUCAGUCUGAAGAAUCCACUAGGAACGCAGGAUCAUCCGGUUCGCCUCUGCCGGGACCUCGUAACCUGCCAAGACAAAUUCAACGAUGGCACUUACUGGAUUGACCCAAACCUGGGUUGUCACACUGACGCUAUAGAAGUGACAUGCAACUUCACAAGAGGCGGGCUCACCUGCCUUAGACCAAUUACUGUGUCCAAGCUGGAGUUCAAAGUCAGGCCUGUCCAAUUGAAUUUCCUGCAUUUGCUGGGUUUGGGGGCAGAGCAACGUAUCACCAUCCACUGUCUUAACAUCACCAUCUGGAGCUCCACCCCAACUCAGACUCCUUCUAAGAAUGCUGUGAGGUUUAUUGCGUGGAAUGGGAUGACGCUGGAACCAGACGUUUUGGAGGACACUUGCUGGCUACGCGAUGGCAGUUGGAGGAAUGCUGUCUUUCUUUUCAAAGUAACAGAUGCCUCGCUGCUCCCCAUUAAAAACAUCGCUAAUCUGCCGAAAAUUGCAUCCAUGUCACGCUAUCACCUGGAGGUUGGACCUGUGUGUUUCCUGUAGUGUGUGUGCACGUGAAUUGGCUAUGCAUAUAUGUGUGUGUGUGUGUGCACGUCCUCACACACCAUAACCGGCUGAAGCUACCUACAUCACAGCCGCUGUAGUAUUUAGCCACUGAUUGGACUGCAGAAACAGGAAAAAGGUGGUGCAAGCGGGGCAACCAGGGGGAUUUAGCACUAAAAGACUGUGGAGGAGAAAUCCACCCUUCUGGCUUCAGAUGUCAUGUGAGAGAAGACUCUUAACAAUAUGACCCAGUUUAAAUAGGUCCAAGACAUUCAGGCCAGAGAGGUUCUGCCAUGCUUUCUCUCUCUCUCUCUCUCUCUCUCUCUCUCUCUCUCUCUCUAUUGUAUCAUUAUUGAAUAUAAGUUAUUAUAAUGCUUGUCAUAAGGAAGUAUGCUCUAUUAUAGAGAAGAAUUAAGAAUUGGAAAAUGUUUAUAUAUAUAAUAACAAUAUCAGUAAUUCAGAAAGUGCAAUACAGAAGCAAAAUGUUUAUUAGACAUUGAUUAAAUGUCAAGUUGGUUAACUUUAUGGAAGGUAUUUCAGGGGUACUGUCAACAAUCAAAAUUGUGUAAUUUUACAUAGUAUCAGACAGGGAGGUAUAAAUGUGUGUAUGUGUUUGCUUGUGUCAGUGUCUGUGUGUAUUUGUGGAUUUUAAUGUGAUUGGUCAGGAAGAUUAUGGUUGGCGAAGAUUCUGUGUAUGUGUAUGUAAUGAAUAGUUCUCUUGACAUAUGUCAGACACUCCUCCUCACAAAAGAGUCACAUGGUUUAGUGGCAUUUCUCAGGCAAAAUGUGAGGAGGCCUGCAAAAGAGUGUGUUUUAUCGGUAGUGGUGCGUGCUCACUCAGUGGGGCGUGUCUACCUCUCCCCAUCGCAGUCAAAACUUAUUUAAAGUGUUUAAGAACGGUGCUGAAUAAAAAAAAAAAAACAGUGAAGUUUGGUGCUUCAAAAAAGAAAACAAAAAGCAAUUUGUAGAAUUAAUCGCUAAGCUUGCUGACUUGCUUAUGCAAAUUCAAGAUGCAAAAGCAGCCAUUCAUUCUAAAAUCUUUUUUGUAGCAAUAGUACCAGGCAACUAUAAUAAUGCUUACUGUGGUGCAUCCCGCUUAUGCUACUUCGCCUGCUGAAUCUGCGUAAACUCAUCAUUGAGCAUAGUGUUAAGAAACAGCAUGGCAAUUUUAAUGGCAUUUUGUUAUAAAGUGUGUUUGAAUUAUUUGAUUGACUUGUAAAAAUAGAAAUAUGAUUUCUCCGUGUUCGUGGUACAACAGUGUUUUUGUUAAUAUUGUACAAUGACAAUUAUUUAACUGACACUUCUUUCUGUAUUUUGGAGCAACAGCUGUCUGGUGCUUUAAUCCCGUUGGCAAUGGCAAUGUGAAAGUAUACAAAACUAUAAAUACAGGACAAGAAUAAUUUUGCCUGAUUAAUAGCGCAGUAUGGCCAUUCAUUUCUAAUAUCAAGGUUUCUAAUAUGUGAUAACAUCUGUCAAUUACAUACUGUACCUACUAUAAAUGCAAUACAAGCUAGGCCAUGCCAGAAAUGUCAGACUUAAGCAAUGCAUUCUGUAAUAAGGUUCUUUGUUUGACAUUUGUGCCCAAUAGGUCUUGUCUUUUUAUGUCAAUUCUAAGAAAAUAAUAAACUAAACCGAUUUCAGUACGUACAGUAGAAUGAUAAUCUGAUAAUAAGUGAAAGUCAAGCUAUUUUACUAAAUAUGUAUUAAACAAAAGUAGGAUCAGAUAAAAAAAGCAUGUUUAUAAAAGAUAAAGCCCUUGUCACACUCCGAUAAUGACCAUGAAGUUUCCCCUGCAUCCUAAAAACAUCGAAGCAUGCAGUGGUCAAAAUUUAAAAACGUGCAUUUAUCAAGCUCAUACUACUUCGUAGCCACAUUCCUCUUAGUUUCUCAAUGCAUCUAUCAUGUUGUCACUAAUUUCCUAUCAGCCACAUGAUCACAUGCCUACCAGGACCAAUGAGAUCAAACAAAGCGAUUAUGUCUAGUCCAAUCACACCAUGCUUAUGCUCUUACUAGACUCUUAUCCCACAUUUACUACAUUGUCAUUGCAUUGGGUGGGUUGUUGUAAAUAAAUAUAUUCAUGACAUAAGAAAUUGUAUCCAAAAAAAUACAUUCUGUAUCACAAUUAUUUUGUAUGAUGUGUCAUCACACUGACCCAAAAGUUGAUUUUUAAAAAAUAUUUUUAAUGUAUACACUACCGCUCAAACGUUUGAGAUCAUUUGCAAAUUUUCCUGUUUCCCUGCUGCAGUGGAGAAGUUCAUUUAGAGUUACAACCCUCAUAAAUCACCAAUUACCAGAUUAGAGCUGUUAUGAAGCCUUUACAGGUGAUGAGUAGCAGAUACAUCUCAACAUUACUUGUUUAAAGGAGAUUAGUGCAUAUUUUGGACGCCUUCAGAAUUGCUUUACACUGUAGAAAGAAAGAAAAAUCAGGAACGACCAUGAAGUUAGAAAGUAAUCUCAAACUUUUAAGCGAUAAUGUAUAUAGUAUGUUUGCAUUUGAGGUGGUAAAUUGUUGCCAUUCCUCUAUAAUCCUACAGGCAGUGUCAUCGAAACUAUUCACAGCACAGUAAAUGAUUUGCUUAGAAUUGUAAGAAAAUGUACAAAUAUUUUUUUGUAUGUAUUUGCAAUACAAAUCGAAUCGGCACCUAGAUAUUGUGGUGAUAUCGAAUCAAGUGGUCCUUGGUAAUUCUCAUACCUAAUAUUUCCAUUUUUGGAAUGUGAAAUAGAUGUGCUGAAAACCUGCUGCAUGCAUGCCAUAAACAUAACAAGUACCAGUAGGACGUAAUAUGAAAUUAAUGCAGCCUUUUACAACGUGUCAUGGACCUACCGUGGUCAUAGUACAAGACUGAAGAGUUUUAAACGUGUCCAUUUUAUCGUGUCCCAAAAAAAAUGUGGCAGCUCCACGCCAAGGGAGACAAUACUAUGUCCUUACCCAUUUUUACUGUGUUUUUCUAACUGCGUUAAACAAUUUUUACACAUAAUGUAAAACCCAGAUGUGAACCACAAGUUCUAAUGAGUUCAUGUCAAAAUUGUGCUUAGCAGAAAUCUGCUAAAAUUGAUAAACAAUCUAUUUUAUGACGAUCAUUACACUACAGUAGAUCCUUAAACUGUCUCUGCAUAACAUGUUUGUGAUUGGGCUUCAUAUACAGAACUUUAAUUCAAGAUUAUUAAAGCUGUUGUGCAUCACAAUAUCAAGCACACUCCCAGCAGCUAGAAGUCAUGCUGUGAGUGGUUAAGGUAUUUUUUAUUUUUUUGCUAAAAUGUUUGCUCCAAGCCUGUGAAAUUGUAUCUGCACAGCCAAAAAUGCUCUUUUAGAAAGCUAUCUGCUUUUUCUGUCUUUACAUUAUGUGUAACAUAUAAUUACUCAAGCUCUCAUGUAUACAGUGCAUUCCUUUUUAGCUAAUUUAACCUAAGUUAAAAUAUUAUCCAUAUUCCAGGGAUAACAAAGAAGUCUCAGUUUUUUUCUGAGCAGAAAACAUGUCCCGGUGACAUAUAACAAUAGCAUCUGUACCUAGUUGACAAAUUAUUUUUUUAAUCUGUAAAUUUCUGACUCCAAAAAGGGAUAUAAAUAUAUUGUUGUUUUUAAAACAAUACAUACAUUUUGUUUUUUACUUGUUUGUUAUAAUUUUUGUUUACUAAUCAACUCUUAAACAUACUUUAUGGAAAUCAUUCUCAUUUCCAGUCAUGGGGAGAGUUGGAGAAAAGGUUUUGCUAGACUGGACAUCCAUGUAGGGAGCGGUGAACACACACACACUGUGCCAUGCAGCAGCUCUCCUUUAGUGCAACUGAGAAGCCAUGCUGUUUAAAGAAUAAUAUUAACCUUGCAAAGACUUUAUAGCAGUGUGUGAAGUUUUGCAGCAACGUCUGUGAAAUCCUGUUACCUCACUCUUCCAGACAUCUUGGGUCCCAUCUGUGAUAAUGUUGCAUUUGCAUGUAAAUAUGACCAAAAAAAAGCUGUCUUCUCUCACCUUGCUAAAAUGUUGUCUUUUCAUCCUCUGUACCUAUCAUGUUAAUUUGCCACGCUAAUACAUCACAGUUUUACAUGCUUGGUUAAGUAUUUGGAACUGAAAACUAUUUUACAUACGCAAUAAAGAUGU
Messenger RNA from Clarias gariepinus (North African catfish), 9864 nucleotides. It is a transcript of the gene col27a1a, whose product is annotated as collagen, type XXVII, alpha 1a. Bases 221 to 5770 code for a protein of 1849 amino acids. The transcript has 61 exons. Gene Ontology annotation, molecular function: extracellular matrix structural constituent. The record is from RefSeq and is a predicted model, not a curated record. Lineage: Eukaryota; Metazoa; Chordata; Actinopteri; Siluriformes; Clariidae.